UCAAAAAUCAAAACAUUCCGUUUGUUGUUCAAAAUUUGUUUUCUCCGCGGCUCCCGCAGUUGCUUUCUGUUUUCCAUUAUUAAGUACUUAUAACAAAUGAAAUUGAGUGAUUAGCUGGUUGUUUAGUGUUAACUUACUGUUAAAAAAUGUCCCAAGCCUACGAGGAACGCGAAGGCUACAUCCAGCUGCUGAUUCCGGAGCUGAUCCAGCAGCUGACUGGUUUCGAUGAAACGGAAGAAAACUUCACACUGUGCCACCAGUUUGCGGUGGCCACGAUCCGGAACCACCGCUUUCUGUCGGUCAACAGCCACGAGAUUCGGCGGCGGGCGGACGGAUUGAUGCAAAACUUGCGCAUUUCAAAUCUGGAACGGGUAGCGGACCAGUUCCGCGGGUUGUUCGAGGCGUUUGUGGUGGAACCGGCCUGCGCGGAUCAUUACGUGCACGACAUUCAGUGGUCGGUGCUGCUGUUUCUGAUGACGGUGGCGCACAAUCCGGUGGGGGCGCUGAAGGAACGGGUACGGCGCGGGUCGCCGGUUGCGAUGUUGGAAGCGGGGUCGGGGUCGGAGGUUGAUGCCGUUGAGGACGAUGAGCGGAGGGAGUUGGUGGAGGAGCUGAGGGAGGAUGAUAUUGAGGUUGGGAGAGGGAGGGAGGUGGAGGAUGAUUCGGAGCUGAGUGAGUGGACGGAUUCGGAGGGUGAAGAGGAGGGAGAGGGAGAGCAGGUGGUUCCUGAAGUGGUGGAGGAGUCGAAGGUUGAAGCGAAGGAGGUGGUUAUUUAUACGAGAGUUGAGUCGCCGAAGCGAGAUUUGGGAUAUGAGAGCUUUGAUGCUUCGGGAUCGGAGAAUUGGCUCAAGGAAAACGUCCAGUCGAACUGGUGGCAGAAUCCGAAGGCCAAAGCUGAGGUCAACAGCUCGCAUGAGGGCGCCUCAUUCUGCGACUAUUGGAGUCAAACGAUUUUGAAGGCUUCCCACAGCUUCAUCAAACCGGAUCCAGUUUCUACAGUGUCAGAGUAUUGUUUAAUUCGAGAGAUUCUGUGGAUGUUUACAAAUCCAGCGAAUUGCAAGUUCUUCCGAAUCGACGACGAUCAGGUUUGGAUCAACUCGAACGUGUCCCUCUCGAGUACAACCGAGCGUGGCCUGCACACCUUCCUGCUCAACUUCACCGAACAUAUGACGAUCGUGUAUCGCUUGCGAAACUUUUGCCAGAAGGUCGCCAACACCUCGAGCAAACCCAUCCCCGCCCCGUACAGCUUCGAAUGCUACGCGUCCGGCGUGCGCGACUUCCUCAAAAACCUCGAAACCACCGUCGUCGAUCUGGAAAAACAAGCCAUCGCGCAACAACCCGACCGCAUCUUCACCAUCAUAACCCUGUUCCACGACCUGGAGCCCCAAUUCCAACUCCUGAAAAACCUCAACGACAUCCACCGCUACUCCGUCCUCGACUGGACCAAAUUCCCGGCCCACAUCGCCGUGGCCCACCUCCUGUCCGGCCUCUUCCGCAGCGUUAAACUCAGCGGCAACCUGGCCAAGUCCAACCUCGCCUUCUCCCUCCUCCUUUCAACCCUGAAAGGCUACAUGAACAUCAUCGACAUGUGGUGGACCGAAGGUCGCCUGGACGACUGGCGCGAAGAGUUCCUCGUGGAAAAGACGUACUCCGAGGCGGACGGAACAAGCGUCACCGGCUAUCGCGCCCGACUCUUCUCCAAGUGUAAGAAGCGCUCGUUUUACGUGAGUGCCGCAAUUUCCGAGGUGAUCGAAACGGACGCCAUCAUUCAGCUGUUGAUGCACCACUCGCUGGAGGCCGGCUACACGCUGAACAUCUUGAGCUGUUUGGACCGGAUUAGUGAUUUGAGGAGCGGAUGCGCGUGGGAGGAGGGAAUGCUGUACGUGGGCUUUCUGGAGGCGAUCGUGGACGUGCUCGACGGGUUCCGGACGGUGGAGGAGAAAAGUGAAGCGGUGGCGGCGUUGGAGGGUGCGGAGGAGUCGAGACUGCAGGUGGAGAAGUUUGCGAAGGAAACCGUCAGCGCGUCCAAGCUGCAGAACCUGCGUAACCAGAUUCGCGAGAUUUGCGACGACGAGCUGCUCAUGAUGGCGCUGGACAGUUCGCUGCAGCUGGCCUGCACCGACGACGACGAAGAUGACGGAGAAGAGUGUAAACUUCCGUCCGCGCCCUCGCCCAGCUGCCUCACGAAUGCCCACUCGCUGUACACGCGCCUGAAUUCGAUUUCCGGCCAGCUGAUGCUUCCGCUGGAACAUGUCCUGUUUGGGGCGAUCAAGAAUCUGAUGGAGACGAAGCGGCAGGCCGCGAACCACUUUGUGACGACGAUCUACAAGGAGGAGUUUCUGGUGCUGCAUCAUUUGAAGAACGUCCGGAAGGUGCUGCUGUUGGAGGCGAGCGAUUUGAUGUAUUAUUUCUAUAAUGAUCUGUUCAGGAGGAUCGAGGCGGGGGAGAGCUGGGCGAAUCCUUACUUGCUGACGAUUCAGUUGAACGAUAUUUUGGCCUCGCGGUUUAAUGAUAUGACGUCGCUGUUUACGAUCGAGAUUGUUCCGGAGCACAAGGCGGAGCCGACGACGGUGCUGGACGCGAUCGAUAAGCUGAGGAUUUUGUACGAUCCGGGAAAUGAUUUGAGCAACAUGAUCAACGAAGAAGCGAUGGCCAGUUACAACUGUUUGUUCCGGUUUCUGUUGAAGGUCAAGUGGGCACUUUGUACGUUGGAGUCGCUCCGUUUCCCGGAGUGUUACAAACGCCGACCGCCGUACGAGGAACCGUGCGUGCUCGACCUGAACCUGAAGCGUCUUUCGAUGCUCAAGUUCUGGAUGAUCUUCUCCGUGCAGUGCAUCCAUUCGCACCUGAUGACGCACGUGCUGCAGUCGCUCGGGAUGCAACUGGACGAACGGCUCGAAGCGGCCGACAAUCUGAACGAAAUGAUCGCCGUCCAUCGAUCGUACAUUGGGACCAUCUACGAUCAUUCGUUCCAGACGGACGACAGCAAACCCUUCCGCGAGGGCGUCAUCCGGCUGCUCAACCUGGUCCACAUCGUGCGGGACGAGUGGAACAGCAACGUGCUGUACGUGGAGAUGGACGCCCGCGGGGACAUCGAGGACAACAGCAUGAUCGGAGACUUUAUCGCGAACGCCCAGGUCGGAAUGCUGGAGACGACGUACUGCAAGUGCCACCAGCAGCUGGCGGAGUUGCUGAAUCGGGAGGUUUAUGCGAAGCGGAAGAUGCAUCUGGCCGCCCUGGCAGACGCCUUCAGCUACAACGUUCCUUACUAAAAAUGUCGUAACCGUAAGUAAAACACGUUUAUUGGAGUCAUCUUCCAGUUUAUUUAGUCACCCUCGUCUCGUUAAAAUAAAUACAAUGUUAAUCCUCAAA
Messenger RNA from Culex quinquefasciatus (southern house mosquito), 3372 nucleotides. It is a transcript of the gene Grip128, whose product is annotated as gamma-tubulin complex component 5. Gene Ontology annotation, molecular function: gamma-tubulin binding; microtubule minus-end binding. Gene Ontology annotation, biological process: cytoplasmic microtubule organization; mitotic cell cycle; spindle assembly. The transcript has 4 exons. Gene Ontology annotation, cellular component: centrosome; equatorial microtubule organizing center; spindle pole. The coding region runs from base 147 to 3272 and encodes 1041 amino acids. Lineage: Eukaryota; Metazoa; Arthropoda; Insecta; Diptera; Culicidae. The record is from RefSeq and is a predicted model, not a curated record.